GCACACUGUGUAUUGGGGUUGGUACAGUUUAGCAAAUACAGAGAAAGUGAGGCAGGGCACCUUGUGUUCAUCAGAGUUUUAUCGUUGUCUAAGUUUAGAUCUUGGCUUGCAGAAUGCAUCUCAAGUAACAAGGCUGCUCACUCACUUUAGUAGCACCACAAUCCAGACAAAAACAGGGCUUUACACAGAGCUUUAAAGGAAGACAAACACAGAAAAGUGGCAAGUCACUGAAAAAUAAGAGUAGAGGCGGGGCUAUCAAAGCCCAGCAGAGUCAUAUAGUGAAAAAUCUCAAACAGGAGGCAAACACAGAGAGACCUAAGGCAGAACCAGGACUAUUCUCUGUAAGAAAACAACUCUUCACCACAUAAGUUUACCGUUUUUUCUACCUGGACAAUGACAGAGAAUGUAGAAGAUCAAGUCAACUUCUCUCAAACCUCGGGGUCUGAGCAACAGACACCGCAUUUUCUACGAGAUGUCAUCUUCCAUGGCAAGUUUAAGCGGCUGAAGGCUCUAACUCCAGAGGAAAAUACCCGCUCCCAGCAUGGGCUCUUCUUCCAGGAUGGUCAACGGCGUGUUGACUACGUGCUCACCUACUCCGUGAAGAAGUCGAGUGGAAGCCACUCCACUCGGCAGUCAGUGCAUCUCCUCACUGAGAAUGUUGUUGCUCGCAGCUUCCGCCAUGGUCCUCAGAGUGGUGGCGAAAAGCUCCGAGCCAAGCAAACACAAAGGACGAAAGACUCAUCUUCCGUACCUUCAUCGAAGGUUAUCGACAUGGAGUUGGGCUGUUCAGGAGAAAUCUUCAAUGGCCAGGAGGAUCAGAAGGCAUUCAGAAGGGAGGAGUUUGAGGGAAAACUGAGAGACAUGGGGCUAGAGCUGGAAAAAGAUGAAGAUGGAAAGAUUCCAGGAGUGUACUUCGUGAAAAUCCAUGCUCCCUGGAAUGUUCUUUGUCGAGAAGCCGAAUUCAUGAAGUUAAAGAUGCCCACCAAAAAAGUCUAUGAGGUCAAGCAGUCAAACAGCAUUGUGGAGAAGAUCAGUACUCUGAUUAGUAAAAUUCUGGAGCCCCUCCACCCACAUGUUGAGGAACAUCAACCCAAGAACAUCAAACACCUGUCACACACGUUCUCUAGGGAAAAGCAACACCUAUUUGACCUCUCAGACAAAGAUUACUUCUUUGACAGCAAAACCAGGAGUUCAAUAGUUUUUGAAAUACUAAAAAGAACAAAAUGCAAGGCCAAGUACAGCAUGGGUAUCACCAGUCUCCUUGGUAGUGGGGUGUAUACUGCAGCUUAUCCUCUUCAUGAUGGAGAGAUUGAUGAGGAGAGUGCAGACCCCAAUGACAGAAAGCUUUUAUAUGAGGAGUGGGCAAACUACAGCGUAUUCUACAAGUACCAGCCGAUCGGACUCGUGCGGAAGUAUUUUGGUGAGAAGAUUGGGCUGUACUUCGCUUGGCUAGGCCUGUAUACCCAGAUGCUGAUUCCUGCCUCACUAGUGGGGGUCAUUGUCUUUUUGUAUGGAUGCGCCACAGUUGAUGACAACAUUCCAAGCAUGGAGAUUUGUCAUCCAAGGAACAACAUCACCAUGUGUCCACUGUGUGACAGAGUGUGCAGCUACUGGAAACUUAGCACUGCCUGUGGGACUGCCCGGGCAAGUCAUCUGUUUGACAAUCCUGCCACAGUUUUCUUCUCUAUAUUCAUGGCUCUCUGGGCUGCCAUGUUCAUGGAGCAUUGGAAAAGGAGGCAGAUGAGACUCAACUAUGAAUGGGACCUUACAGGGUUUGAGGAUGAGGAAGAAGCUCUCAAGGAUCACCCCAGGGCUGAGUACGAAUUCAAAGUAAUGCAAAAGUCUCUAAGGAAACGUCAAAAGUCCCAGGACAAGAUAGAAAAGCUUACAUUUCAGGACCGUCUGCCCGCCUACAUGACUAACAUCGUCAUGAUGUUGUUAAUGAUUGGUGUUACAUUUGCCAUUGUGUUUGGUGUGAUCCUCUACCGCAUCUCCACCAAAGCUGCUCUUCAUAUGAGUUCCAGUCUGAUCACAAGGAACCAUGUGCAGCUGACAGUUAAAACCACUGCAGCCAUCAUCAACCUUGUGGUCAUCCUUAUACUGGAUGAGGUAUAUGGAGCUGUGGCACGAUGGCUUACUGUAUUAGAGGCUCCUAAAACUGACAAGAGUUUUGAGGAAAGACUCAUCUUCAAGACCUUCAUUCUCAAGUUUGUUAAUGCAUUUUCCCCAAUCAUCUACAUUGCUUUCUUCAGGGGAAGACUUGUAGGCAGGCCAGGCAGCUACCUAUAUGUGUUUGACUCUUACAGAAUGGAAGAGUGUGCUCAUGGAGGCUGUCUGAUGGAGCUGUGUAUCCAGCUGAGUAUCACCAUGUUGGGAAAGCAACUUAUCCAGAACAACCUUUUUGAGAUUGGAAUACCCAAACUGAAGAAACUGAUUCGAUACAUUCGGUCAAAGCAAGGAGCUUUUCAGGAAGAAGAGAGACAGAAGAAGUUGACGAGAUAUGAAACCGACCAUUUUCUGGAGCCAUUUGGUGGAUUAACUCCUGAAUAUAUGGAAAUGAUCAUCCAGUUUGGUUUUGUUACUUUGUUUGUGGCAUCCUUCCCGCUGGCUCCACUCUUUGCUCUGCUCAACAACAUCAUUGAAAUACGUCUUGAUGCCAAGAAAUUUGUGACGGAGCUGCGAAGACCAGUGGCAGCAAGAGCCAAAGACAUCGGAAUAUGGUACAACAUACUGAGAGGGGUAGCAAAAGUUGCUGUCAUCAUUAACGCAUUCGUUAUCUCCUUCACAUCAGACUUCAUCCCUCGGAUGGUUUACCAGUACAUGUACAGUCCUGAUGGCUCCAUGCAUGGAUUUGUCAACCAUACACUGUCUUAUUUUAAUGUCAGCCACUUCCAGGAUGGCAAAGAACCCAUGGAUCCAUCACACUUUGGCUACCCUGUUGUAAUAUGCAGGUAUAAAGACUACAGGGAACCUCCUUGGUCAAACACACCAUAUGAGCUAUCCAAGGAAUUCUGGGCAGUGCUGGCUGUCCGUCUGGCUUUUGUUAUUGUUUUCCAGAACGUUGUGAUGCUCAUGAAUGACAUUGUUGACUGGCUAAUCCCAGACAUCCCAAAAGAUAUCAGCCUGCAGAUCCACAAGGAGAAGAUUUUAUUGGUAGAGCUUUUCAUGAAAGAAGAGCAGGGCAAGAGCUAUAUCAUUGACAGCAGCACUUCAGCAGAUGGAAAGGAAAACUGCAGCAAACACAACAACAACAGCAAAGUGGCGCCCCCACGCUCCCGACGGCAUACCAACAGCACCAAAAGCUUCUAACAGCCAUGCUAGCAGCUAUGGCUAGUAGCUAGUAGCUUUUAGUUUAAUUGUUGUUAGCAUGUCAAAGCUUGCUAGUAGUUCUCUCUCAGGACAGACUAAAUUGUAUGUAAAUUGUAUGUUUUUCUUAAUAUUCUUAACAUUCCAACAACUGGGACAGCAGUUGGCCAAAGAGAUGUGAGAAAAUUAAAUCUGUGGCCAAAUAUGUUGCAUGUUUUUGUUGAGCUGUGAAACUCUGUCACUCCAUAUGUGCACACUCAAAUGUAUUUAUGUGCUUAAGAAUGUCUGAUUGUGUACUCAAAUUAAUGACUUUGUAAAUCAAUAUGUAAAAGUGUAUUCAUUCUUA
Molecule: messenger RNA, 3652 nt
Organism: Oreochromis aureus
Lineage: Eukaryota; Metazoa; Chordata; Actinopteri; Cichliformes; Cichlidae
Product: anoctamin-1-like
Exons: 25
Coding region: 394-3309 (971 amino acids)
Biological process (GO): chloride transmembrane transport
Cellular component (GO): plasma membrane
Molecular function (GO): protein dimerization activity; chloride channel activity
Source: RefSeq, a predicted model, not a curated record